AUGUCCACUUACUCCAAAAUGAUCAAGAAUCAGAUCAUCACCAGCAAAUUCAGCGGAUUAUACCGUCACCAACAGCACCACGUUUGCCUCUUGUGGGGAAAUUGUGUUGUAAUUCCAGAAGCAGGACGCCAAAUCUUACUGACAAUGCUGCAUGCAGCACACCCAGGCAUUGUGAGGAUGAGAGCGCUGGCUAGAAGUUAUGUAUGGUGGCCAGGUAUAGACAAUGACAUAGAAAGGGUCAUGAAGGAGUGCAGCAUUUGUCAAGCAACCCGUCAUAAUCCACUGAAGGCACCAGUAUUCCCCUGGGAAAUGACAAAGGAAACCUGGUCAUGCAUCUACAUUGAUUUUGCUGGCCCUUUCCAAAGUAAGAACUUUUUAAUUGUUGUUGACUCAUACUCAAAAUGUCUUGAAGUGAUUACUGUCUCAACUCUUACAUCAGCUGCCACUAUAACAGCUCUCCGUCAGCUGUUUGCAACCCAUGGGGUGCCCGACACUAUCGUUCCUGAUAAUGGCAGUGCAUUCCCCUCAGCAGAUUUCCAAGAUGCCAGCCACAACGUCAUUCGAACUGUUACCAUUGCACCUCGCAGGCCACCGGCCAAUGGGCAAGCUGAGCGAAUGGUGCAGACUGCAAAAGAUGCACUGAAAAGGAUUGUUGUAGGAGACUGGCCAGAUUUCUCUUUGCUCAACAUGUAA
Molecule: messenger RNA, 693 nt
Organism: Alligator mississippiensis (American alligator)
Lineage: Eukaryota; Metazoa; Chordata; Crocodylia; Alligatoridae
Biological process (GO): DNA integration
Molecular function (GO): nucleic acid binding
Source: RefSeq, a predicted model, not a curated record